ACUGACUUACCGCCGAGCCUCCAAGCUGCAAAAGUCACUGACCACUGACCAGUUCGCGCUACAUCGAUGCGUAGACUGCCGCAAUCGCUUUGGUGUCUUAUACAUGCAACAUUCGCUCUCAGUGCACAAACUAUUUCUUUGAAUACUUUAUAUUCUUUCUCUGGAGCCUCUGUGUCUAGUGACCCAACCUUUUCUCUUCCGCAGGCUCAGCAGCUGACUGUAUCCAUCGCCAUUUGUUCGGCGGGAACGUCAUCUCUAGCAUUUUUCGUGACCAACAAUACAGCGAUAACAGAUCCUGGACAGUCUACCAGUACUACCGAUGUUUUCGAAAUCCCCUUGCUUAACGGAUUCGGGAACUGGACUGGCACCGCACCGCAAGGUGGUUUCUUGGCUGUACAGAAUGUUGGCCAGACCUCAUUCCAAGUUGCUGCAUCGACCGGAGCUCUUGUACACGAACUACUUCCCUCACUCCCGCUCCUCGGAGAUACUACCAAUACUCAGGCGCUGAUAUUUUCGCCUCCAUUCUCAACUGUCGAAUCCUCGUUGUCCACUUAUCCAAACUACACUCUUCCUCCUGCCAACCUUUCCACCCCUUCACCCCCAUCAUCGCCUCCCGCAUUCUCUCUCGUCAUUGCGCCGACUUCCUCUGGUCUUGCGUCUGGCCCGCAGACAGCAUGUAGCGUCCAAUCUACUUCCUCUUCGGGCUCUGUACUAAGCAACAAUUUCUGGCUACGCGACGAUCAAGGUUGGAGGUCUCAGUGGCUUAUUGAUGGCUUGACACCGAGUACGAACUACACCGCGUAUGUUAUCCAGGACCAAGUAAAAUUGAGUGGCCCAAUAUACUUCACUAUGAAAUCUCCAUCAUUCUCCUGCCCCCUUGUGCACUCCCUUCCAUUCUGUCCAUCCACAUCCUACGCCGUUCCUCUUCCCUUCCCCCAAUCCCCUGCAACAUCAUAUGACUCCUCCACUCUCCCACAGAGCAUAUCAGACCCCCUGCUUCAGUACAUGACCAACUUCACGACGAUGCUUCUCACUUUCCCAUGCGGGCGUGACCUAUACUCCCCCUUGCAGACCUGUGAGAGCUGCCAAGAUGCAUACCGUGCUUGGCUAUGCACCGCGUCCUUCCCGCGAUGCGCCGAACCCCCACCAAGUCCUCCCUCGUCAUCGUCUCCAACGCCAGCAUUGUUGCCACCUCAGAGCGGCUCGAACGCACGCAAUCCUUUCCUGCCGAACGUUACAUAUUCUUACCAAACGGUCUUACCUUGUUUAGAAGUUUGCAGUGCAGCUGAUCGCGCAUGUCCCAACUUCUUGGGCAUCAAGUGCCCGAGCCCACAGUUCAAUGCGGCAUCGAGCUAUGGUGUCGGUUAUAUUGAUAGCGGGGAACAAGGGGUACUUGGUGGUGGGAGUACGGGUGUAGCGCAAGAUCGGUGGGGAAACGUGUGGUGUAAUGCUGGUUGACUUAUGACACCUAUUAUGUAACUUACAUAACUUUAUGUCCAAUUGUUUUCCUAGCUUUAGCUUGGACUCGUGACUUGUUCCGUCCAUGAGCUUGCAUCAGUACGGACAGGUCACCAGUCUAGCUGAAGCUGACAAAGUUUAGAAUUGUCGCUGCGUCACUGGCAGUAGUAGGUGAUAACGAAGGGGGUAUUUUCGCUAGUGUAUGAAACAUCUAGGUAGUCUUUUUAUUAUUAUUUUAAAAAAUCAUAUUUAUUGUCC
This is a messenger RNA of Suillus paluster, 1716 nucleotides long. RefSeq names its product stretch-activated cation channel Mid1. Gene Ontology annotation, biological process: calcium ion import across plasma membrane. The record is from RefSeq and is a predicted model, not a curated record. The transcript is spliced from 3 exons. The coding region runs from base 67 to 1458 and encodes 463 amino acids. Gene Ontology annotation, molecular function: calcium channel activity. Lineage: Eukaryota; Fungi; Basidiomycota; Agaricomycetes; Boletales; Suillaceae.